AUGGCGGCGGCUGGCACGGGCCGGUGAGGCGGUACCGGGCGGGGGCUGUCGGGUGUCAUGGGCGGUGGCGGCAGCACCGCCCCCGCGUCUCCCUGAGCGGGACGGCAGGGGGGCCUCUGCGCCGAGCCGGGCGAUGGACGAGAGUGGCGAGCUGGGCGGCCUGGAGACCAUGGAGACCCUCACGGAGCUGGGCGACGAGCUGACCCUGGGGGACAUCGACGAGAUGCUGCAGUUCGUCAGCAAUCAAGUGGGAGAGUUCCCUGACUUGUUUUCAGAACAGCUGUGUGGCUCCUUCCCUGGCAGUGGUGGUAGUAGCAGCAGCAGUAGUGGCGGCAGCAGCGGCAAUGGCAGGGGCAGCAGUGGCGGAGCCGUGGACCCCUCUAUACAGCGGUCAUUCAGCCAGGUCCCGUUAUCUUCCUUCUCUCCCUCAGCUGCCUCCCCCCAGGCUCCAGCCCUACAGGUCAAGGUCCCUUCUACUGCAGUUCCCACCCCACCAAGGGCAACCCCUAUUCUCCAGCCCCGGCCCCAGCCCCAGGCUCAACCGGCAACUCAGCUGCAACAGCAGACAGUAAUGAUCACCCCAACAUUCAGCACCGCUCCACAGACGAGGAUCAUCCAGCAGCCCCUGAUCUACCAGAAUGCAGCCACCAGCUUUCAAGUCCUUCAGCCUCAAGUCCAAAGCCUGGUGACAUCCUCUCAGGUACAGCCAGUCACUAUCCAGCAGCAGGUGCAGACGGUACAGGCGCAGCGGGUGCUGACACAAACAGCCAAUGGCACACUGCAGACCCUUGCUCCAGCCACAGUGCAGACAGUUGCUGCACCCCAGGUGCAGCAGGUCCCGGUCCUGGUCCAGCCUCAGAUCAUCAAGACAGAUUCCCUUGUUUUAACCACACUGAAGACAGAUGGCAGCCCUGUCAUGGCUGCAGUCCAGAACCCAGCCCUCACAGCCCUCACCACCCCUAUCCAGACGGCUGCCCUUCAAGUACCAACCCUGGUGGGCAGCAAUGGGACCAUUCUCACCACAAUGCCCGUGAUGAUGGGGCAGGAGAAAGUGCCCAUUAAGCAGGUACCCGGGGGAGUCAAGCAGCUUGAGCCUCCCAAAGAAGGAGAAAGGAGGACAACACACAAUAUCAUCGAGAAGCGAUAUCGCUCCUCCAUCAACGACAAAAUCAUCGAGUUGAAGGACCUGGUUAUGGGGACAGAUGCCAAGAUGCACAAGUCCGGUGUUCUGAGAAAGGCUAUUGAUUACAUCAAAUACUUACAGCAGGUCAAUCAUAAAUUGCGCCAAGAGAACAUGGUGCUAAAGCUGGCAAAUCAGAAAAACAAGCUUCUGAAGGGCAUUGACCUGGGCAGUCUGGUAGACAAUGAUGUGGACCUGAAGAUUGAUGACUUUAAUCAGAAUGUCCUUCUGAUGUCUCCCCCGGCCUCCGACUCAGGGUCCCAGGCUGGCUUCUCCCCCUAUUCCAUUGACUCUGAGCCAGGAAGUCCUCUGUUGGAUGAUGCAAAGGUCAAAGAUGAACCGGACUCUCCUCCUGUAGCGAUUGGCAUGGUGGACCGCUCUCGAAUUCUGCUGUGUGUCCUCACUUUCCUGGGCCUCUCCUUUAACCCGCUGACUUCCCUCCUACAAUGGGGAGGGGCCCAUGAUUCCGAUCAGCACCCGUACACAGGCUCUGGCCGUAGUGUACUGUCAUUUGAAUCAGGUUCUGGAGGCUGGUUUGACUGGAUGAUGCCAACGCUCCUCCUGUGGCUAGUGAAUGGUGUCAUUGUCCUGAGUGUCUUUGUGAAACUGCUGGUCCAUGGGGAGCCAGUGAUCCGGCCACAUUCCCGUUCCUCAAUCACCUUCUGGAGGCAUCGGAAGCAGGCGGACCUGGACCUUGCCAGAGGAGAUUUUGCAGCUGCUGCCGCCAACUUACAAACCUGCCUUUCGGUUUUGGGCCGGGCAUUACCCACCUCCCGCCUGGACCUGGCCUGUAGCCUCUCCUGGAACGUGAUCCGCUAUAGCCUGCAGAAGCUGCGCCUGGUACGUUGGCUGCUCAAGAAAGUUUUCCAGCGCUGGCGGGCCACCCCUGCCACUGCAGCUGGCUUUGAGGAUGAAGCUAAGAGCAGCGCGCGUGAUGCAGCCUUGGCCUAUCAUAGGCUGCACCAGCUGCACAUCACAGGGAAGCUUCCUGCAGGAUCUGCCUGUUCAGAUGUACACAUGGCUUUGUGUGCUGUGAACUUGGCUGAGUGUGCAGAGGAGAAAAUCCCACCAAGCAUGCUGGUUGAGAUCCAUCUGACAGCUGCCAUGGGACUCAAGACGCGGUAUGGAGGCAAGCUCGGCUUCCUGGCUAACUACUUCCUCAGUCGUGCCCAGAAUCUGUGUGGCCCUGAGCGCAGCGCUGUCCCUGACUCCCUGCGCUGGCUCUGCCACCCACUGGGCCAGAAGUUUUUCAUGGAGCGCAGCUGGUCAGUGAAGGCAGCAGCCAAGGAGAGUCUGUACUGUGCUGAGAGGAACCCAGCUGACCCCAUUGCCCAGGUCCAUCAGGCCUUCUGCAAGAACCUACUAGAGCAAGCUGUGGAGUCCUUGGUGAAACCUCAGGCCAAGAAGAAAGCUGGAGACCAGGAAGAGGAGACCUGUGAAUUCUCAAGCGCUCUAGAAUACCUGAAAUUGCUUCAAUCUUUCGUGGACUCUGUGGGGUUUGUGACCCCUCCAUUCUCCAGCAGCUCUGUGCUCAAGUCAGCCCUUGGUCCAGACAUCAUCUGCCGGUGGUGGACAUCCGCAAUCACUAUGGCUAUUAGCUGGCUCCAGGGAGACGAUGCAGCUGUGCGUGCGCAUUUUACUGAAGUAGAGCAUGUCCCCAAGGCCCUGGAAGUGACUGAGAGCCCCCUGGUGAAGGCCAUCUUCCACACCUGCAGAGCCAUGCAUGCCUCACUCUCUGGGAAGGCAGAUGGGCAGCAGAAUUCCUUCUGUCAUUGCGAGAGGGCCAGUGGCCACCUGUGGAGCAGCCUCAAUGUCAGUGGGGCCACUGCUGACCCUGCCCUCAACCACGUGGUCCAGCUGCUGACCUGCGACCUAUUACUGUCACUGCGGACAGCACUCUGGCAAAAGCAAGCAGGCGUCAGCCAGGCCCUGGGUGAGACCUACCAUGCUUCAGGUGCUGAGCUGGCUGGCUUCCAGAGGGACCUAGGAAGCCUGCGCAGGUUGGCGCACAGCUUCCGCCCAGCGUACCGCAAGGUGUUCUUGCAUGAAGCCACUGUGCGCUUAAUGGCAGGAGCCAGCCCUACCCGCACCCACCAGCUGCUGGAGCACAGCCUGCGGCGGCGCACCACUCAGAACACCAAGCACGGAGAGGUGGACACCUGGCCUGGCCAGCGAGAGCGGGCUACCGCCAUCCUUCUGGCUUGCCGCCACCUUCCCCUCUCCUUCCUCUCCUCCCCGGGCCAGCGGGCUGUGCUGCUGGCUGAGGCUGCCCGCACGCUGGAGAAGGUGGGCGACCGGCGCUCCUGCAGUGACUGCCAGCAGAUGAUUGUCAAGCUGGGAGGCGGCACUGCCAUUGCUGCCUCCUGACCACAGGCUCAGCCCACCUCCCUCCACUUCUCUCAGUCUCUUUCUCCCAGGCUCAUCCCUCUCUCUCAGGCCCUGUCUUCCUCCUCCCUCUGUCCUUUGCCCUCCUCCCUCUGAGCUGGAGGUGAGCCUUGUCCUCUGAGCUGUCUACCUGCUGAGGCUUUUGGACCACCUCAGGCCAGAGAGCCCCUGGGCUGCUGUCAAUAGACACCUGUGGUCCAGGCCCUAGCAGGCUGAGAGGAGAGGCUGUGAGGCAGAAAUGGGGGUGUCCCCUCAGUUGAAAGCAGCAGGGGACACUGCCAAACCCACGCCUCCAGUCCCAAGACUCUCCGAACAUCUCCCCUUUCUGCUUCCUUGUUUUUUAUCAGGCUUUCUCUCUAGGGGACGAGGUCUCUGGGCACCAGAGAGCACUUUGCCCUCAGCAUAGUGCCCAGCAUGCCCCUCCCCCUUUUUAUACGAAUGUUUUUAUAUCUUUGUGCUUGGGGCUGCGGUGAUGCAGGGCAAAGUUGCUGUGGCAUCUUUUAUUUCUUUCCCUGGGUUUGCAUUCCCUCCCCUGUGCCUGACUAAGCCAGUUCAUUGUUUUCUCGUCAUUAUGCGGGACAGCCAGGGAAGGAGGGGAACCCAGCCCUGGGGAGGUGGGUGGGAGGCAGGGGUUGGCCUGGGUAUGGAUGAAAUAAUGUUGGCAUUAUUUUUUAAUUUUUUAAAAAAUAAAUGGUAUCUUAUUUAAUUGUCCUGUUCCUUCCCACUCCCUUACCCCCUGGGAUGCCAGCCCAAGCUCAGGGUGGGCCCAGAGGACUGGAAGGGACAAAGCCGCCUAUUAGGCCUGGGGACCAGGGGUCUUCAACAUGAUUCCUCAGUUCCUUCCUACCCCCACCCUAACUCCUACCUCCAUAGUAUAUUUUUAUCCCUAAUUCUUGUCUUGAAAAUAAGCCAGGGUGGCAGGGACCAGCCCCAAGCCCCAGUGGCAAGCUCCUCCUUUGGGGGUGGCUAUUAGGAACAAGGUCCCUUGCCUUGAUGGGGCUCCUAGGAGGAAAAGUCCUUUUCUAGAUCCCCUGGCUUAGGGUGUCCCUGGAGACACUAUUUCCCCAGGGCCUCCUGAGAGACUGAGCGGACCCCUCCCUUGCUUCUCAUCCCUUCAAGCUGGUUGGGGCAGGAUAGGCAGGAGCCCAACACAGCUAGGGAGUGCACACAGCAGGGCCCCUCAUAUGCUUGGACCCCAGCCCCCUUUCUAUCUCCUGCCCUUCCCCCACUGUCACUAUAAUUUAUGGACCCUGCCCACUUGGGCAGCUGGGCCUUUGUGUCAUGUGUAUAUACUGUGCCUUUUCUCAUUGUUAGGGGUGGGAGGGGUUUGUUUUUCACUGAAAAGGGGGAUACACCUAUGGCUUCCUUGAUGUCAAAUCAUUCACCAUGUCCUGGACCUAGGUUAUUCAAUAAACACAGAUUGGUACCACCUAGCA
Messenger RNA from Marmota flaviventris (yellow-bellied marmot), 5001 nucleotides. It is a transcript of the gene Srebf2, whose product is annotated as sterol regulatory element binding transcription factor 2. Gene Ontology annotation, molecular function: DNA-binding transcription factor activity, RNA polymerase II-specific; protein dimerization activity; RNA polymerase II cis-regulatory region sequence-specific DNA binding. NCBI's taxonomy places the organism in Eukaryota, Metazoa, Chordata, Mammalia, Rodentia, Sciuridae. Gene Ontology annotation, biological process: positive regulation of transcription by RNA polymerase II; positive regulation of cholesterol storage. The record is from RefSeq and is a predicted model, not a curated record. Gene Ontology annotation, cellular component: nucleus.